This is a messenger RNA of Physella acuta, 573 nucleotides long. RefSeq names its product foot protein 1 variant 1-like. The record is from RefSeq and is a predicted model, not a curated record. Lineage: Eukaryota; Metazoa; Mollusca; Gastropoda; Physidae.
AUGGACCAGCUGGACAUAUGGACCAGAUGGACACAUGGACCAGCUGGACACAUGGACCAGCUGGACACAUGGACCAGCUGGACAAGCUGGACACAUGGACCAGCUGGACACGUGGACCAGCUGACACAUGGACACAUGGACCAGCUAGACACAUGGACCAGCUGGACACAUGGACCAGCUGGUCACAUGGACCAGCUGGUCACAUGGACCAGCUGGACACAUGGACCAGCUGGACACGUGGACCAGCUGGACACGUGGACCAGCUGGACACAUGGACCAGCUAGACACAUGGACCAGCUGGACACAUGGACCAGCUGGACACGUGGACCAGCUGGACACGUGGACCAGAUGGACACAUGGACCAGCUGGACACAUAGACCAGCUGGACACAUGGACCAGCUGGACACAUGGACCAGCUGGACACAUGGACCAGCUGGACACAUGGACCAGCUGGACACGUGGACCAGAUGGACACAUGGACCAGCUGGACACAUGGACCAGCUGGACACGUGGACCAGCUGGACACAUGGACCAGCUGGACACAUGGACCAGCUGGACACAUGGACCAGCUAG